Messenger RNA from Xenopus laevis (African clawed frog), 1125 nucleotides. It is a transcript of the gene epo.S, whose product is annotated as erythropoietin S homeolog. Gene Ontology annotation, molecular function: cytokine activity; hormone activity; erythropoietin receptor binding. Lineage: Eukaryota; Metazoa; Chordata; Amphibia; Anura; Pipidae. Gene Ontology annotation, cellular component: extracellular region. The record is from RefSeq and is marked provisional.
GAAAAGCUCAGCUCCCUCCAACCCUUUACUCUCCUAAUUCCAAUCUGCUGGUGAAACAUUAACUGCGUCUGUCUGUCCCACAUGGCUCUCUCCCCAUCCAGACCCACAAACUCACGGCUCUGCUAAACCCCUGGAAUGUCAUCCAAUGGACUUCUUCUGGGGUUCAGCUCUCGUACAUUAUAGGGGGGACGACUGAACUUGCUGCUUUCUCUCAGCCAAACUGGAUUUGUACCAGCCGGGCACCAUCCUCUUCACUUCACUGGAUUAUUGUACAGUUUAAUGCCAUGGAAAAUGCAAGUCUCCUACAUUUGAAGAUUUGGAUAUGGGUGUGACUGGUUUACUUACUCUGCUAUCAAUGUUGCUCGUUAGUGUGAAGCUCGUUACAUGCGCCCCCUACAAGCCUGUCUGUGACAAAACAGUACUGGACAUGUUCAUUAAAGAAGCCAGAGAAUUGGAAACAGCCAUGGACUCCUGCAACAUUAUCUGCCAAUUUCCUGAGGAUAUCAUGGUCCCUGAAACAAAACUGAAUGUCGGAGAGUGGAAUAAAUUACAGACGUCCCAGCAGGCGGCAGAGGUUUGGAACGGUCUCGUCUUAUUUACAAAAGCUGUCCCAAGAAUUACUGAUUUCAUCUCCGAUGCCAGCCUCAAAUUCCAAGUUGAAAAAAUCCACAGCGACAUCCGCAGUGUUGUGCAUUUAUUUAAGAGCCUCAACUUGCAGGAUGAAGCUCAGACAUCACAGACAGAAGGAAAGACACUUCCAGUACGGACAUUCAAAAAAUUAUUUUCUGUUUACACCAAUUUUUUACGAGGUAAAUUGAGACUACUAGUGAUGGCAGUGUGCCGGGAGGCUAGUCUACCAACGUGAGGUCUCCUCGCUUACCCAAUCAUCCCUACUGAACUCUUCUUCACUCCAAACAUCCAAUACGGGAAGAAAACCCAACCUUCUUUUUAUAUCAUGGACUCUUUUUAUAUGACACACGUUUUUAUAUAUAAUGAAAUAUGAGAGUAUCGAGGAAGCAGAGAGGUCAACGACUAUAAGAGAGUAUAUAUUUGAUAUUAAGUUAAAAUUGUAAAUAUUUCUAUAUUUAUAGCUUAUUUGGGACAAAAUAAAUUAAUUUUCUAUUG